AUGUCUACCUAUGAUAAAAUCUUGGAGUUGGCCAGAGAAAUGGAAUUGAAGGGUGAAAAGAAAAGAGAAUUUAUCGAAAGAGAAUUGGAAGAAUUAAAGAAGAAAGAACGUGAAGUAGCGGAACGAGAUGAACGAGCGGCAGAAAGAGCGCAUCAGAAAGAAAUGAAAGAAAUAGAGGGAAAAGUUGAGUUAGCUAAACUGGAAGCUGCAAAAGUGAAUCCGAACGUAUUACAACUGACACAGCAAGCCAAACCAUACGUUUCAAAGUUCCAUAAGUUCAAUGAGAAAAAUGAAACUCUUGAAAACUACAUCGUGCAAUUUGAGCACAUAGCCUCAACGUAUGACAUGUCUCCCAGAGAUAUGGCCAAGCACCUACUCGCCAAUCUCGCAGGUGAACCGCUGAACAUAAUAGCCACCCUGACACCUGAACAAAAGACUGACUACAAGGCUGUGAAAAACAGACUCCUCGAACACUUUGGCAAAUCCGAGGACCAUUACAGAAAACUCUUCCGAGACAUCAGAUUGCAAAAGAACGGUGAUUACAACAGAAUUAUUUUCGAAAUUAAGCAAAAUAUCUUAAAGUGGCUCGAACUCUCCAACUGUGACAUGAAGAAACCAGACCAAAUCAUUGAUAUGUUCUUAAUUGACAGUGUACUAUUGAAUGUUACAGACAACGUUUUCACUUUCCUGAAAGAGAAGAAAAUUAAAAACGAAACAGAACUCAUAACUAACCUGAAUUUAUUCAAAGACAGCCAUCCUAAUCACACCAUCGACAGAAGAGACCAUCAAAUAGCUGCCACCAUUAACACUGAUUCAAGUAAAUUCAAGUACAGCAACAAUAAAACCUGCUUUAACUGCGGCAUAAAGGGUCACAUAAAGAGCCAAUGUAGAUCAAUCAACAGAAGCACUUUCCAAUAUCGAAGUGGCACAUAUCGGGACAAUAAACAUGACAACAGAAGAAACAGCAGAGCAACCCAGAGUUACAGCCCUAAUGAUAGAAGAAGGCAAUACAACACCAACAACGAUAAUUACAACUUCCAGAACUAUCAAAGAAGACAGCAAUACAAUACCAACAACUUUCAGAACUAUCACAGACAGUCCAGACGUGAUGGCCACGAACGAAACAGAUACAACAGAAAUACUUCAAACAGAUGGCAAAGUAACAGCAACAAUAGAAUCCAUAGCAGUUAUGACAACUCAGCCGCAACUCUUAGAACUAAUAGACAGGAACAAGUAGCGUUCAUGAACUCAUCCAUGUCAAAGCUAAAUUUUUAUCCUGCAUUUGUAAAUGGAAUGGUUACGAACUCACUACGAGACAGUGGAGCUUCAUGCAUAGUAAUCAAUGCAAAAUUUUUGAAGCCAGGCCAGAAACUUAAAGACAAAAUCAAGAUCACAUACGCAAACAAAGAAAAAUUUGACAUCUGUGAAACGGCCAUUGUUCACAUUGACUCACCAUGGAUCACUGGUGAAAGAAAGGUGAUAGUUAUGGACACACCAGCACAGGACCUCAUUAUAGGGAAUGUGGAUGGUGUAAGAGACAUUAGUGAUAAAGAAAUAAUGGAUUGGCUGGAAAAUAAACGUAACCAAUUGGAAACAUGCCAACCAAUGACAACAAACAUGUAUUAUACUGACGCCAAACAGAAAGAAAAUAUGUAUACCCAAGCCUCACAAACUGAUUCCCUCAAUGAACUCAUCAAUUCAGAACCAGAGAGAGACACUGAAAUAGCGGCAGUGCUAACAAGAGGUCAAAUCAAAAGAAUGAAUAAUCAGGACAGUCAUACACACCCCGAAGUACUCAAUAUCUCAGAAGUCGGUGUAAGUAGAGAGGAACUAAUCGAGGCACAACACAAGGAUCCUCUGAUUCCAAUUCUAUUAAAAAAUAGGAAGAAUGGAAAGAACAGCCAUGACUGCAUUAACGGUGUAGCUGUACGCCAUAACACCACAAGGAAGCAGAGCAAACUACAAAUUAUCAUUCCACAAGUAUUGAAAGGAAAAAUAUUAGCAAUGGCACAUGAUGACCCCUUGGCUGGUCACAUGGGAAAAAGAAAAACAUAUGACAGGAUCAUUGAUAGAUUCUUCUGGCCCAAGAUGAAAAAAGAUGUACAACACCACAUCAACAGUUGCACGAAAUGUGCACAACAAAGGACCGCAACCAAAGCACCACUACAAAAGUCAGACGCAUCAAGACAUUUCUGGGACAAGAUUGCGAUAGAUAUAGUUGGCCCAUUGAACAUUAGCAGCAAGGGAAACAGAUACAUCCUCACAGUCAUUGACAUGUACACCAGAUGGGCAGAAGCGUACCCCCUGAAAGACAUCAGCGCAGACACUAUUUGCUCAACACUUCGACACCUGUUUUUAAGAUUUUCGUUCCCAAACAAGUUGUUAUCCGACAAUGCCUCCAACUUCACAUCUCAAUUGAACAAGGCAUUUGCCGAAAUGUGCAACAUAAGGUUGAUACACAGCACGGUCUACAAUCCGCAGUCUAAUGGCUGCAUAGAACGCUGGAAUAAAACAAUGAAAGAAAUGGUCAGAAAGCUGCAAAAUGAGAGUAUGGACAACUGGGAUGAAGUCCUGGAAUAUAUCACAUCGGCCUACAGAACAACACGGCAUGAAACCAUAGGAUUCUCGCCUUACGAGCUGGUCUUCGGAACAAUACCAAAAGGUCCACUCCAACUAUGGGCUGAAAAUAUGCUGAACCUAAGCGACAGGAAAACAUCACACCCGUGGAUAGUUGAAACAAAGGAGAACCUUAGACACGCCCUAAAAACAGCAGAAAUAAAUAUGCAACGUAACCUAGACAGACAUAGAGAAAUCAAAAAUAGGAACAGAAAAUUAAAACAGUUCCUGGCAGGAGAUUUGGUUUUCGCAAAGGUGGAAGGUAUAGGUAGCAAAUUGAAAUCUGAUGGUCCAUACACUGUCGUUGAGAGGACUGGAAAGAAAACAUACAAAGUCAAGAAAGACGACAAAGAAAAGCUUCUGAGUGUAGACAAACUAACAAAAUUCGAACAAAGGAAUGUGGAAGUAAACAGUAUGCUAGUCGAAAUUGUAACCCAAGAUGACAUAGAAACACAAGGGAACCCCGUUAAUAACCUAAUUUGUGCCAUAUACGACGAAGACAAACAGUAUAAAAUGAGCUUGGAUAACUUCACCACUAAAUUUCAGGAUGUCAUCACUGACAAGCUGGGUACAACAGACAUCAUCACACAUAGGAUAAAACUAUGCACAAGCCUGCCAAAAAAGAACAAAGCCUACGAGAUACCUCUGGCAUACGAAGAACAAGUGAGAAAAGAGAUGAAUGAUCUAAUAGAGACAGGCAAGAUCGAAAGAUAUGAAUACAGCCCAUACGCCUCUCCCAUGGUUAUAGUCAAGAAGAAGACAGGUGGUGUACGUGUUUGUUGCGACUACAGAGAGCUGAAUAGUUGCACUGUUAUUGAUGCCGAACCUCUGCCUAAUCCAGAUAACAUCCUUACCACACUCAGCAAAGCAUCCAUUUUUACAACAAUGGAUCUGAACCGGGGAUUCUGGCAGAUCAAAAUGGACGAUUGUUCAAAACAUUACACAGCUUUCCAGUGUACUUUACCAGGCAUAGAAGGACUGUACAUCUGGAACGUGAUGCCCUUCGGCCUAGUCAAUAGCACAGCCACUUUCCAGAAAUGCAUGGGCAAGCUGCUACAAGGCAUCCCACAUGUGCUGUCGUACGUAGAUGAUAUCUGUAUCUACACUAAUAGCUGGGCGGAACACCUAGAGACACUUGAAACAGUAUUGCUAAGACUCAGAUCACAUAACAUGACACUAGCACCCAGCAAGUUAAACAUAGGCCAGAAUAAAAUAGAAUUUUUAGGGUACAAUGUAGCACAUAAUACCAUCACACCAACAUCAGCAAAUAUCACCAAGAUAGCUAAGAUUAAAGAACCCAAGUCAAAAAAGGAUGUCAAAUCAAUUUUAGGCCUGUGCAAUUUCUAUAGGAGAUUUGUACCAAAGUAUUCUAGCAUUGUACAACCUUUAGUAGAACUAACUAAGAAAAAGUAUAGGGGAAAUAAAAUUAAUCUAGAUGACAACAGUAGGAAAGCACUAGAUAGACUUAAAGAGAUAUUCACUGAGAAGCUAGAGUUAACUACCCCUGACAUGAGCCAAAACUUUAUUCUAUACACAGACGCAUCUGAUACAGGGAUAGGAGCCUGUCUGUUUCAACAAGUAAAUUCACUACUUAAACCCAUCACUCACAUCAGCAGAUCACUAACUGAGACAGAAAUAAGGUACUCGGUAAUAGAAAAAGAAUGCCUUGCCAUAGUGUGGGCAGUAGUUAAGCUAAAGAGGUAUUUACUUGGGAGAUUUUUUACAAUCAAAACUGACCACAAACCUUUGAUAGCUACUAAGUCCAAAAGGUCUGCAAACAAUCGAAUAAACAGAUGGAUGUUAACUCUGUUAGACUACAAAUUCAAUAUAGAGAGUAUACCAGGUCAUGAGAAUGCAAUUGCUGAUUAUUUGUCAAGAUACACUGUUCAUGCCAAUGACGCAUUUGAAAACAAUGACAUUGUUCACAUAAGUCAACAACUAUAA
This is a messenger RNA of Biomphalaria glabrata, 4560 nucleotides long. RefSeq lists its product as uncharacterized. Gene Ontology annotation, biological process: DNA integration. Lineage: Eukaryota; Metazoa; Mollusca; Gastropoda; Planorbidae. The coding region runs from base 1 to 4560 and encodes 1519 amino acids. Gene Ontology annotation, molecular function: nucleic acid binding; zinc ion binding. The record is from RefSeq and is a predicted model, not a curated record. The transcript has a single exon.